AUGAGAAGAAGCUUGUUAUUGAGGAGAAAGAAUGUUUGCUCUUCCGAAUUUAAUUUAAUGAAGAGUGCUAUUACUUGCACUGCUACUUCUUCUAAAAUGUCUUUCGGAACAAGCCAAUACAAUUUUGCAACAAGGAGAGUUAUUGCUAAUGGUGAUAAUACAGAGGAUGAGUUGUCGAGAGAAUUAUCACCUCUCUAUCCAAAAAUUAAAACAACAAGAUUAUUUACACUUUUAUAUAGUGGACAAAUGUUUUCGGAUUUGGCACUAUCAGAUGCAACCUUGCAACGAGUUAAAACAAUUUUGAAUGAUUCUCUCUUCCUAGGAGUGGAUAAACCAAGUCAUAGAUUUAUUGAUGAGGAAAUUAAAACCAGAAGACAAAAAGUUCCAAUAGUAACAAUUAUGGACUUGUUAUCGUAUGAUGAAAAGGAAAUUGCAGCUUUGGAUAAUCAAAUGCAAAUAUAUCAACAAACAACUAAAGAGCUUGCACCUCAGGACAAAUGGAAUUAUUGUGACGUUCUCAUUAAGAAAAUUAAUCACUCACUGGAAAGCAAUGAAAUAAGACGUGUGGAUCCACUUAUGAAAUUAUUGACAAACAUUUUGAAAUCAUUAGGAGUUGAAUCACCAGAAGAACACCCAACAAUUUGCUAUUUAAUGAACAAAAGACUGCUUCACGAUGCAGAUAGAGAAUUUUAUAAGGCAAACGAAGAACUGUUGCAAACAAUGAGGAGUAUGCCAAAAGAUGUUUUUGAUAAUGACAAAGAUGUAAAUAGAAAGAAGGUAGUCGACUCUGCAAAGGCAGAACAAUUAGCAAAAUUAUUAAUUGGAGAUUUCAAAUUUAAGAGGGCAAUUUACAUGAUGCAAUUAUCUGCAGAGGUUUACGAUAUUAUAUUGGAGAAGCACAGAGAGCACUUUACUCAAAAAGAAAUUGAAAUUAUCAAAUCAGAUCGCGAAAGAAGAUACUACUGUCUCAUUCAGCUACAUGCUUUUGUAUCUUCUUUGGCAAGUGAAUAUGCUCAUGUCUGUAGAAAAGACUCUAGGGAAUAUUAUGUAGAUAAUGGAAAUGCUUUAUAUUUGCUAAUGACUAGAGAUUAUUCAAUUGAUGCCAGGAAAGAAGGAAAGCUCAAGUCAGCUUUCAGAAAAGAAGCCAGUAUUAAUGCAUUUGCUGUAACCAAGUAUAUUCGUCAUUUGAAAAAGAAGUCACCAGAAAUUGAGAAACGUUAUCCAAUGGUUAAAAUUGUUGGACUCAAUGCUACCAGAUCUCUAUUACCACACAGAUUUAGAAAUCUUGCACUCGUACUUGUAGCAUUGGGAUUGAUCUAUUUAUGCUAUCUGAUAGUUCUCUACAUUUUGGAUAUUAGAAAAGCAGAUAGAGAAAUUGCAGAAGCAAAAGCUCAACGAAGACGAGAAAUGAUUGAAAUUCUGAAACCUCAGACUGAAACUGAAAAACAACUUUCAAAUGAUGACGAUGAGUUUUAA
Molecule: messenger RNA, 1476 nt
Organism: Naegleria gruberi
Lineage: Eukaryota; Heterolobosea; Eutetramitea; Acrasida; Naegleriidae
Exons: 1
Coding region: 1-1476 (491 amino acids)
Source: RefSeq, a predicted model, not a curated record